CUGGUUAAAGGCCUGCGUACAUGUAAAACACCACGUGGAAGACAAAGUCAAAGGGGGGGAGAAACAAAAGAAGAAGAAAACAAGGAGAUUACCAAAGUGGGAACCUAAAAUACAACAAUCAGGACUGUGGACUACAAUGAUGAUGAUAAUGAUUCUGAUCAUGUUAAUGAUGGUGAUGAUAAAGACAGCGGCGGCAUCGGCACCUGGCCCAGAGAUGGACAUUAAACCUGGAGCUACAAAUGGCUUGGCCAAACGAACCCUGCACUUCUGCUACCAGCUGGGCUUCGGGGUCACAGAGAUCCCCUCCAACAUCUCCAGCGACACCCAAUGCCUGGAAGUUCAGCAGACUCAGAUCAAAGUGAUUCCCCAGGGCGCUCUCACCAGCCUGCAGCACCUCAGGAAACUCAUCAUAUCCAAGAACGACAUGCUGGAGAGUAUCACCGCGUCUGCCUUUGCCGGCCUGCCUCAGCUCACUGAAAUCUUCAUCUCUGAGAAUGUUGCGUUGGAGAGUAUAGGAGCUUCUGCUUUCUCUGAUCUCCCUGAACUCAUCGAGAUAACCAUAACAAAGGCAAAAAACCUGAGACACAUCCAUCAAGAUGCAUUCAGAAACAUUGUGAGGCUACGGUAUCUGACCAUCUCCAACACAGGACUGACAACGUUCCCAAACUUCUCCAAGAUCAACUCUUCGGCCCACAGCUUUCUUUUAGACCUGCAGGAGAACAGCCACAUAAAGAGAGUCCCCGCCAAUGCCUUCAGAGGCCUUUGCACUCAAACUAUCGACGAGAUACGGCUCACCAGAAAUGGCAUCAAGGAGGUGGCAAGUGACGCCUUCAACGGCACAAAGAUGCACAGAUUGUUCCUAAGAGGCAACCAACAGCUUACUCACAUCAGUCCCAACGCCUUUGUGGGUUCCAGUGAGUUGGUGGUACUGGACAUCUCCGAAACAGCCCUCAGCUCCCUGCCGGACUCCAUACUCGGUGGACUCCAGAAGCUGUUUGCGCAGUCCGCCUUCCACCUGAAAGAGCUUCCUCCUUUGCAGCUCUUCACCGAACUCCGCCAGGCCCACGUGACGUACCCGUCACACUGCUGCCCCUUCCAAAACAUCAACAGGAACAGAUCCAGAUGGCACCCUUUCUGCUCCCACCCCGAGGCUGACCCCUACUUCCAGAGGGCCCACUGCUUCAACUUCACCUCCAUCACCUGCAGCCCAAUCCCAGACGCCUUUAACCCCUGUGAGGACAUCAUGUCCGCUGUCCCCCUACGGGUCCUCAUCUGGAUCAUCUCUGUCCUCGCGCUGCUGGGUAACACAGCGGUACUUCUGGUGUUGUUCGGCAGCCGCUCCAAACUGACUGUUCCUCGUUUCCUGAUGUGCCACUUGGCCUUUUCUGACCUCUGCAUGGGCAUCUACCUGGUAGUCAUAGCAACUGUGGACAUGUUCACUCGUGGCCAGUACCACAACCACGCCAUAGACUGGCAGAUGGGCCUGGGCUGCAGUGCUGCGGGCUUCUUCACGGUGUUUGCCAGUGAGCUGUCGGUGUUCACAUUAACAGCGAUCACACUGGAGCGCUGGCACACCAUCACAAUUGCUCUGCGGCUCGACCGCAAACUUCGCCUGAGACAUGCGUGCAUUGUCAUGACAGCAGGCUGGAUCUUCUCAUCCCUCACCGCUUUGCUGCCUACAGUCGGGAUCAGCAGCUACGGCAAAGUGAGUAUCUGCCUGCCCAUGGACGUGGAGUCUGUCGUGUCUCAGGUCUAUGUGGUGUCUCUUCUCCUCCUCAACAUCCUGGCCUUCGUCUGUGUGUGCGGCUGUUACCUCAGCAUCUACCUGGCCGUCCGCAACCCCUCGUCUGCGCCACCGCACGCUGACACCCGCGUGGCUCAGCGCAUGGCCGUCCUCAUCUUCACCGACUUUGUCUGCAUGGCUCCCAUCUCCUUCUUUGCCGUGUCAGCCGCCCUCAAGCUCCCUCUCAUCACCGUCUCAGAUGCCAAACUCCUGUUGGUCCUCUUCUACCCGAUCAACUCGUGCGCCAACCCCUUCCUGUACGCCUUCUUCACCCGCGCCUUCAGGCGGGAUUUCUUUUUCCUCACGGCUCGGUUUGGCCUGUUUAAAACCCGGGCGCAGAUUUACCGGACGGAGACUUCCUCCUGUCAGCAGCCGGCAUGGACCUCUCCAAAGAGCAGCCAUGUGAUGCUGUACCCUGUGACCAAUACAUCAAGUCAAGAUGGGAAACAAGACUGCUGACUCUCAUUCAGAAAACACAGGUACAGACCUUUUGCUUGUUUUCUCAACAGGAGGAUCGUCUUUCUCUCCACACAGAAGUCCAAUUUCUCCCAGGCAAAUAAAGAAAAUUCCCCUUAGGUCUCCUGGAGAUGUUGACAGAACGUACAAAUGCCUCUUAAAGUUACGAGAGAUUCAACUUUGUGUAAAGUAUACCAUACAGGAAUUGUCGGUUACCAACCCCAGAUUCGCUUGUUUGCUAUAUUCGCAGGGUUUUUUUCAACACUGUAUCUGCAAUUUUCGUAGCUUUGUCCUGAAAGUGUGCCACUUGUGGUCUGGCACCUGGUCGCUACCUUUUUAUAAAGUCCUGACCUCACCAUACACAGCAAAAUAAGAAGAGUAGUCAACAAAAUCUGCAAGAUCUGUUUGGUAUGACAUCAUGCAGCGAACAGUGCAAAUUCAGGUUAUAACCAUGGCAGCCGGUACGUGGUAUCAUCUUAUAACAUGCCUCAUUUUAGUGGAUCAUUACAUAUCAGGUAUGGACCAAAAAUUGCUAUGGAUAUCAGUUUUUGAGCCACGCUGAAGGCCAAAAAUGUGACCUGCAACAGACCAGAGGCAUGUACUUAAUGUACUUAAUGUUUAAUGUUUCUCCGAUAUGUUGCCAGUAUCAUGGAUUGCUUCAGGCCUGACCUUUGACCUGCAGCAACACACAGCACAAGUGUCCUUUUUAAACCAUGUGACCCAUGGCUAAACUCUACUGUACUUACAGUGUGCACAGAAAUCCAAGUAAAGAUAGCUACAGAACAACUGCAGAUACUUUGGCUAAAUCUAGGUCAAACAGCUGUCCUAGAUAAUUCCUCGCGUUUGUUUUAACUUGAUUGGAACGCCACAUGGGUGGAGUUUACUGCACCGUAACAAUUUAGAUCACAAGUAGGAGUAGAGGGAGUAGAGGUAGACUGAUUUCACUUCCAUGCAUGGUCCUGUGAAGCAAAUGCCACCCAUCUGGUGUCUCUAGAUAAUGAAAUGAACAGAGGUACUUUGAAACAGUUUAACAAAGGUUUGACGCUCGGGAUAUCGGCAUAUAUGCACAUCAAGAAAUCAACAUUCAUUUAGCAUUCAACGUUAUGAUUGAAUGAUAUUCAUUAAGGAGCACACCGCAGGGACCUGCUGAUUAAUAAUCUCCUCAUACACUCUGUCUGCUGUAGCUCUCCAUGCCUCCACAUCCCUCCUACCCCUCAGUUUCUCUUAAAAUGAAGGCUGUGUAAUUAUCUUUGUAAUGCAAUUAUCGUUUGUAAAUGAAAGUAUCAUUAAGUUUCACUUUUUUUAUAUAUACAUCUGUGUGUUUUGUACAAUAUAUAUCUCUGUAAUGCUUUUCCAUGUCAUUUAUA
Epinephelus lanceolatus (giant grouper) is the source of this 3606-nucleotide messenger RNA. RefSeq names its product follicle stimulating hormone receptor (gene fshr). Gene Ontology annotation, biological process: hormone-mediated signaling pathway; adenylate cyclase-activating G protein-coupled receptor signaling pathway; activation of adenylate cyclase activity. The record is from RefSeq and is a predicted model, not a curated record. Gene Ontology annotation, cellular component: plasma membrane. Lineage: Eukaryota; Metazoa; Chordata; Actinopteri; Perciformes; Serranidae. Gene Ontology annotation, molecular function: G protein-coupled peptide receptor activity; follicle-stimulating hormone receptor activity; thyroid-stimulating hormone receptor activity.